Paecilomyces variotii is the source of this 1832-nucleotide messenger RNA. RefSeq names its product RNA methylase family protein. The record is from RefSeq and is a predicted model, not a curated record. Gene Ontology annotation, biological process: methylation. Gene Ontology annotation, molecular function: nucleic acid binding. The coding region runs from base 311 to 1726 and encodes 471 amino acids. The transcript has 5 exons. Gene Ontology annotation, cellular component: cytoplasm. Lineage: Eukaryota; Fungi; Ascomycota; Eurotiomycetes; Eurotiales; Thermoascaceae.
CGGUCAUAAGUCGUGAUAAAUAUUUGUCGAAAUAAAGUAUAUACGGCUGGGCUGCGCGGGAAACCUCAUCAAGAUUUUGCAAAAAUAUAAAAUUAUCCCACCGUGAACCAAAAAAUCUGCAAAUCAGACCCGAACGUACUCACAACCCCACUACCUCAGGCAACGAAUCGAAUCAUCAUAUCCUAAAAAAUAAUCACGUCAAGAAACAGGAAAAAAUAAAAUAAAAAAAAGCAAUAUACACGACUCUAGACAGGAGAAAAAGAAAAAGCGACAGGACUUUUUUUUUCCAGGUUGGCGUCACCCUCCAGAAAUGGAAUAUCUUAUCCGCUUCGCGCAAGCGCACGAGACAUUCCGACGCCCGGAGAUACAGGCGCUGGCGACUCUUGCGGGGGUGGAUGUUGAGUUUCUUUCAUAUGAUCAGUUCUCACCAUACGCCGUCGUCAAGGUCCAAGAUGAGAGAGCGGCACGAGCCCUCAUUGAGAGAAGUGUCCUCGCGAAGGACAUCAUCGAAAUCUGGGGCCAGGGCACGACGUAUGACGAACUGCACGCCGAUGUCCGCAGGCGGACCUCGGACCGCUGGGCGGCGUUCAACGAUGUUUCGUUCCGCUUCACAGUCGACAGUUAUGCUCUCAAGCGCAGUCAGCGCGAGAAGCGGGAUAUCAUCCAAUCCUUUGCUUAUUUAGGCUUCGAUGGACCAAUCCGGAUGAAGGAUCCGGAUGAGGAUUUCUGGGUGCUUGAAGAGCAUACUUCUGAUUUGGAGAUUGCGCGAACUAACCCGGGAGCAGUCUCAUCAGAUCAAGAUCAGACGACGCAGUCUAUGCAAAUAGGACAGCUGGAAAAGAUCUAUUUCGGCAGAUGGAUCGCAUCUGGGAGUCGGGAUCUGGUGGCGAAGUAUGAUCUUAAGAAGAGACGCUAUAUCAGUACGACUUCCAUGGAUGCGGAGUUGAGUCUGGUUACUGCGAAUAUGGCUCUCGCGGCACCGGGGAAAGUAUUCUUUGACCCGUUCGUAGGGACGGGCAGUUUCUGCGUUGCGGCCGCUCAUUAUGGUGCUUUGACGCUGGGAUCGGAUAUCGAUCCACGGAGUUUCAGGGGGAAGGAGGAAAUGUCCAAGGGCAAACCGAUGGCCUUGAUGCUCAAUUUCCAGCAGUAUGGUCUGGAGAGUCGGUUUUUGGAUACUUUCACCUCUGACCUGACCAAUACCCCCCUCCGCGACGUGCCGCUCCUGGACGGGAUCGUGUGCGAUCCUCCGUACGGCGUCCGUGAAGGACUAAGAGUGUUGGGUCUUCGAGAUGGGAGGAAGGAUGAGAUUUUUGUAGACGGUGUUCCGGCUCAUCUAAAACCCGGUUACAUCGCUCCGAAAAGACCGUACGGCUUCGAAGCAAUGCUUAGGGACAUACUCAAUUUCGCAUCUCGAACUCUCGUUGUCGGGGGUCGACUCUCCAUGUGGAUGCCCACCGCCAGUGACGAAGAUAUCGAACUCGAAAUCCCAACACAUCCGAACCUAGAAGUCGUCAGUGUCUGCGUGCAGCCAUUCAAUAACUGGUCGAGGAGACUUAUCACAUACAGCAGACUACCGGAGGGGGUCGUCGCUGAGAAUAAAUUCAUACGCCAAAGACAGGAUAACCCGAAUGGAGUUAGUGCUGAUGAUCUUAACGCGUUCAGGAGAAAGUACUUUAUGAAAAAUUCCAAGAGGGACACUAAGACACCUGCUCAAACCCAGGACUAGAAGGCAUAUCAAUGGAUCACAUGGGAAUAGAAAAAAAAGGGCUUUCAGGGACGAUUGCAUCUCGAUAGAAUGUCCGAGUGAGUACAUACAUGAAGCGUUAUCAAUG